UCCAGUUUAUGCUUUCUCAGGCCGGGCAUUCUUCUGAAGGUAGCAGAACAAAACGGACAUGGCAGGCUUUUUUUCUUUUUAUUUGUUGCUACUUUUGACGGUUCAUCAUUACUUGGGUGCCAUUCUCCAUUAUCGAUACAUAGUUGGGCAAGUUCGUCGUAUUCUGGAUUCAACUGUUGAUCACAUAAUUUGAACAAUUCUUCGUAUUCUUCUUGUGUUAUGGAUUCAGGAGACCAGAAGUUCUCAGAAUCACUGAUCUCGGGAACCGAUGGGGAUGUAUUAUGUUCCUCGGAUUGUUGGAUUUCCUUGCAAAUUAAUUCAAUCAAUUUCAAUCAAUUUCAUACUGACAUACUCGUUAUUUUCCAGAUAAAAUUGUUUAGCCCAAGUAAGCAGUUCAUCACUACUGGUGAACGAAUCGAUAAUGGCGAAGGUAUUGACGACGAAGCGAUCCAUCUGGAAAAAAAUAACUCGCCUAAGUUUCUCACCUAAUCAUAACACCCAAUACAGCUUCAGACAACUUAUAAACAAUUGGAAUUCUGAAGAAUUUCACGGAAUUUUGGAUAAUUGGCCGGAGACUUCACAAGAAAAUCAAAAGGAAGAAACAAAAAAAGAAGAAAGGAAGAAAGAACCAGAAAGAAGAAAGGAGGCGGAGCCUCUAAAUUUAUCCAGAAAACGGUGCAGAGUAAGUUAUAUGUCCUUCAAUUCUUUUAUGUAUGACAUAUGUGUUAAAUCAUUAUACAUGUACCGUACUUAAAAACUGUUCCAAAUAGAAACAGUUUUCAU
Molecule: messenger RNA, 783 nt
Organism: Gigantopelta aegis
Lineage: Eukaryota; Metazoa; Mollusca; Gastropoda; Neomphalida; Peltospiridae
Exons: 5
Coding region: 422-754 (110 amino acids)
Source: RefSeq, a predicted model, not a curated record